Quercus robur (English oak) is the source of this 7172-nucleotide messenger RNA. Its product is annotated as putative disease resistance protein RGA4. The record is from RefSeq and is a predicted model, not a curated record. The transcript has 11 exons. Gene Ontology annotation, molecular function: ADP binding; protein binding. Bases 1 to 3309 code for a protein of 1102 amino acids. Gene Ontology annotation, biological process: defense response to other organism. NCBI's taxonomy places the organism in Eukaryota, Viridiplantae, Streptophyta, Magnoliopsida, Fagales, Fagaceae.
AUGGCAGAAGGAGUUCUCUUCAACGUAGCUGAAGGAAUCAUUGGCCAACUGGGCAAACUAGCUCUCAAAGAGAUUGGACUGCUCUGGGGUGUCAAAGAUGAGCUUGAAAAGCUCGAAAACACGGUUUCAACAAUCAAAGCUGUGCUUCAGGAUGCAGAGGAGCAGCAGGCGCAGAGCCAUGCCAUCAAGGAUUGGGUGGCAAAGCUGAAAGAUGUACUUUUUGAAGCAGACGACUUGCUGGAUGACUUUUCCACUGAAGUUUUACGACGGGAAGUGAUGACUAGGAAUAAGAAGGCGAAAGAGGUACGCAUCUUCUUUUCCAAAUCAAACCAACUUGCAUAUGGUCUUAAAAUGGGUCAUAAGAUUAAGGCUAUUAGGGAGAGACUAGAUGCUAUUGCAGCGGAUAGGAAGAAGUUCCACUUAGAGGCACGUCCUAGGGAGACACAAGGCAGUAAUAGGGGGAGAGAGAGUCAUCAUUUUGUACGUGCUGAAGAUGUUAUUGGAAGAGAGGUUGAUAAGAAAGUCAUCAUAGAACGUUUAUUAUAUUCCAAUAUUGAACAGAAUGUUACAGUUCAUUCAAUAGUUGGACUCGGUGGACUAGGUAAGACCACGUUAGCUCAACUAGUCUUCAAUGAUGAAGAAAUUAAAAGUCAUUUUGAGAAGAAAUUGUGGGUGUGCAUCUCUGAUGAUUUUGAUGUAGAAAUAAUUGUUAAGAAAAUCCUAGAAUUUGCAGAAGGUAAGAAACUAGAGAACUUGGAAAAGAACAAAUUGAUAAAUGAUCUUCAAAAAGAAAUUAAUGGAUAUAGAUACUUACUUGUAUUAGAUGAUGUGUGGAAUGAUGAUUCAGAAAAAUGGGAUAAGUUAAAAGGACUUCUACUAGGUGGUGCAAGAGGCAGUAGAAUAUUGUUGACUACACGUGAGGAGAAGGUUGCAAAGAUUUCAAAAGCUAUUGAUCUAUGGUUUUUAAGGGAUUUAAAUGAAGAGGAGUCUUGGUCUUUAUUUAAGCAAACGGCAUUUGAAAAUGGACAAGAACCAAAAAAUUUAAGAAUUAAGGAAAUUGGAAUGGAAAUCGUUAGAAAGUGUAGAGGAAUUCCACUUGCCAUAAAGACUAUAGGAAGCAUAUUGUACUUUAAAAACUCAGAAGAAGAAUGGUUGUCCUUCAAAAAUAAUGAAUUUUCAAAAAUAGAUCAAAAAGAAACUGACAUCAUACCUACGCUUAAGUUGAGUUAUGAUCAUCUCCCAUCAAAUUUGAAACAAUGCUUUGCUUAUUGUAGUUUAUUUCCAAAGGAUUACCAUAUUGAAAGAAAUAAAUUGAUCAAGCUAUGGAUGGCACAAGGAUUCAUUAAGUUGUCAAGUCAAAACCAAUGCCUAGAAGAUGUAGGUCAUGAGUAUUUUAUGGAAUUACUUUGGAGAUCAUUCUUUCAAGAACCUAUAGAAGAUAUGUAUGGCAAUAUACGUGUAUUCAAAAUACACGAUUUGAUGCAUGAUUUGGCGAUAUUAGUUGCGGGACAAGAGAGCACCACUUUAGGAAUAAACAAGGAAAACAUUGUUGAAAAAACUCAUCAUGUCUCCGUUGGUUUUGAUUUAGGCUUAUCAUCACAAAUUCCAACCUUGUUGUUUAAAGCAAAAAGGAUAAGAACAUAUAUUUUGCCAACUCCAGGAAAAAUGGUGUGGAACCAGGAAACGUGUGAUGCAUUUUUAUCAAGUCUUACAUUCUUGCGCAUGUUAGAUUUGAGCCGGACUGGCUUUAGGAGUUUGCCACAAUCUAUUGGAAAGUUGAAGCAUUUAAGGUAUCUUGAUCUUUCACAUAACUAUGCCAUCCAGAUGCUUCCUAAUUCCAUUACAAGUUUGCAAAAUUUGGAGACACUAGAUCUCUAUGCUUGUUUUGGACUUACAGAAUUGCCAAGAAAUAUUACCAAAUUAGUCAACCUUAGGCAUCUUGACAUCUCUCAUUGUAGCAAAUUGACUCAUAUGCCAUGUGGAUUGGGUCAAUUGACUAAUCUUCAAUCACUAUCUCAGUAUGUGUUGAGUACGGACUCUAGGCAUGGUGAAUUGAUGGAACUUCAAGGACUAAAUGGUUUGAGAGAAAAUCUAAGUAUUAAAAAUCUGAGACAUGAGAAAGAUACCGCAUUAGAAUGUGACGCUGCAAAUUUGAAAGGGAAACAAAACCUCCAUGGCUUGGAGUUGGAGUGGAUAGAAGGAGGCGUAGAUGACGUGGAUGUUGAGUACGAUGAGAUGUCACUCAAACAUUUGCAACCACACACAAGUCUUAAAAAAUUGAAGCUAUAUCGGUACAGAGGAAGGGUAUAUCCAAGUUGGCUCUUGUCACUCACAAAUCUUGUAGAACUUUGGUUAAGUGCAUUGAAGAAUUGGCAACACAUGCCACCAUUGCAUCAAUUUCCUUCUCUUAAAAGACUCAUCCUAAGCAACCUUCCUUCUCUUGAAUACAUAUCAAACAGUGUUAACCUUCCAUCCCUAGAGUUGCUCAAUCUUUUGUUUUGCCCUAAUCUAAAGGGAUGGAAAAUGGACUCCAUUGAGGAGGAUAAUGAUGAUGACAACAAUCACUCUCUGCCUUCAUUCUCUCGUCUUUCCAUUUUAAAUAUUAGGGAGUGCCCUAAACUCUCUUCCAUGCCUGUAUUUCCGUGCCUUGAACGGCUGGGGCUGGUGAACUCUAAUUUGAGCCCAUUAGAGCAGACAAUAUCGAAAGGAAUGAUACAUAUGGAAUCUCAAGAGAACCCAACAAUAACAGUAGCAGACUCAACCUCUUCUACUUCUUCAACAACCUCCUCAUUCGUCCCUCUCUCCAAAUUAAAAUUUUUGACUAUUGGGCUAAAAAAAGGAGAUCGUGAUCGUGAUCGUUUCCUUCGAAGUAUAGCACAUCUCACUGCAAUUGAGGACCUAGGAUUUCAAUAUUCUGAUGAGAUUGAUUUAUUUAAUAAUGGGAAUGGGAUGGAAUGGCAAGGGCUGAAGAGGCUUAGGAUUACCAGUUGUCCGAAUCUGACUACCAUACCGGAAUGGAUAUGUAACUUCACAUCUCUUCAAUCACUUUACAUUCAGCAUUGCCCCAAUUUGACGUCAUUGCCUGAAGGAAUGCCUAAAUCUUUAAGUACACUAUACAUUGCGUAUUGUCCCAAAUUAUUGGAAAGAUGCAAGAGGGAAAAGGGUGAAGAUUGGCAUAAGAUUGCCCACAUCCCAAACUUUCAGUAUGAAGAUGAUUCAGAACAAACUGAUAAGAAGAAGGAACCUGAGCUUAAGACUCGGCGCUUAACUAAAAUUUUGGGGAGUUGCAGUUGUUCAACAAGUCAAUAACUCAGUGAGUGAAAAUCAGCACUUGGCAAUAUUGGGAUAAUAUUUUUGUGGAGAAAAUCAGCCCUUGGCAAUAUUGGGAUGAUAUUUUUGUGGAGAAUUAUAAGUGGCAAUCACAUUGCAAGAUUAACUUGUGCAGAUUGAGUUGGACUUAGACCAUAAGUUGAUGUUCCUGGUAGCAAUACCUGACAAAGGAACCUGCCAUUUCCCAAGUGGUUGCUUAUUCACCUUCUUGAAUUCACAUGUUAUACAGACACAAGAAAAUUACAUUCUCAUUUGAAGAGAGGAGCUUAGAGUAUGUAAUCCAAAAUGGUACUUAUUGAAUGAUGCUCGGUGAAAAUGGUCCACAUUGAGCUGAUACAGCUUAUAUCCCUGUUGCUGAAAUCGAAUUCAAAAGGAUUUAUCAGUACUCCAUAUAAGGAUGAGGGCUGCAUUUCAGUUUGUGACAAGAGCAACCAAUAUCAUCCCUUAGAUCUGUGAGCUUGCCACCCCAACAGUUUUGGAAGGGCCAUUUAGCAAACAUUUUGGUCACCUAAAUGUAGAGAUAAGCACCAAUUCAUGAGAGGGUUGCGGAAAUCAUGGAGGGAUCCUGCAUCAUCCUUGGAUAUAACAGCCAGGCUGUAAUUGGAAAGGUUCAUACAUCCAAGAAUGAAUCCAAGUGACUGCUCAGACCCUAGAGAGAAAUUAAGACCUUAAGGAUCUUACAGUCCAAAUGCUUCUAUAGGUUCAUUCAUAUCAUUUUAAACUCAAUCCUCUAUAAAUUUAUCAAUUAUAAUUGACCAACUUCAUUGUUGCGUUUUGUUUCAAGUAUUGUUGAUUUUACUUAUGCAUGUGGAAGGAAUAGGAUCUUUGAAUAAUAAAAUGGUUAAGAGUUUACUAGUAGAUGUUUCUUCAAAUAGAGUUGGUUCUACAAUUAUAUAUGCAGCAACAUAAAAAAAUUGAUAACACUUUAGUGGCUAAAGCUCCUAAAUGAAGACAUGUGCAUGCACAACACAUAAAUGUAUGUACUGAUAUAUGAAUAUCCUCUAGGCCUGGCUUCUUCCUACAAGAGUGCAUUUUCUGCUGGUUGAAACUACAGCCUUUAAGAUGUAUGAGACCAUUAGGAGGAAGUCAUUGAUACUUAUGAAGCUAUAGGAAAUAUAAAGUUGAUAUAAAUGGAGAUGUAGAAUUUAAUAACGUUUAUUUCAGAUAUUUAACUUUACUAAAUGAACAAAUAUAUUUAAUGGGUUCUAUUUCUAUCCCAGCUGGCAAAACUUGAGCUUUUGUUGGACAAAGCAGAAGUAGAAAGUCAUCAGUUACUAGUUCUCUAGAGAAAUACUGUGAUCUUCAGGUGGGAAAACUUCUUAUAGAUGAUAUUAAACUUAAAGAGUUUCGGAAUAAAUGGAGUGGGGGAAAUUUGGUCUUGUCAGCCAAGAAUCUUGGUUCAUUGUGUCAACCAUCAAAGAUAAUAUUGCAUACAUAAAGGAUGGCACAGCUACUGAAGAAAUAAGAGUUGCAGCUGAACUUGCCAGUGCGUUGUUUUACUGAUAUUUCCGGAGGUUCUAAGUUAUGGUCCAUGACUGUUCUUUAGAAGAUCCUUCCAUAUUGGUAAUCAUAUAAGUUGUUAACAUAUUUUGAAAUUUGCAGCUGAGUGGACACCAUGGGUGGUGAAGCACAAAACUCAUUUGUCUGGUGGACAGAAGCAAACUGUUUCCAUAGAAAGAGCAAUUUCUAAACACCCAUGGAUUUUCACUUCUAGAUGAAGCUAAAAGUGCAUUUGAUGCUGAUUUUGAGGGAAUAGCACAAGAGGCAUUGUACAUGAAGGUUUGCAAACUACUGUUUUUGUUGCUCAUCAUUUGAGCAUGAUCAAUAAUGAGUUAAUGACAAUAUGAUUGCUGUCUUUCAUAGGGGAUAGAUGUUUGAAAAAGGAAUUUUAACAGUAUGGUCAUACCAUAUUCUCUUUAAUCACAUCUAGAGUCAUUUUCAUGUGUUUGAUCCAGUAAUUUUAUUCUGUAAACUAUAGUCUAGUUCACCAAUGUGGCACUAUAUAUCAUAUGAUUUAGGUAUAUGAAUUCUGAAUUUUACAUUUUAACCAAAAGAAACCUAUAGAAUUGCAUAUAAUUAAUUCUUUGCAUUUUUUUUUAAUGAAUUAUUGGUCUAUAUCCUGGAUAUUGUAAGCAUUCCUUUUUCCUUCCAAACUUUUCUAUGAAGCUAACACAAUUGACUAAAAGCUUAUAAGACAAUUUUAAGACUUUUAGCAUUAAUUUUCACCCUUAAAUUUGUCUUAAAAUAUUUUAUUUUUUCUGAUUCAUUAUCAUAUCGCAAAUUCCAACCCUAUUGUGAGAAGCAGGAUAUACACUAUGAACUCGUCAAGGAUCCUGAUCAUGAGGCAUACAUCCAGCUUAUACAAUUGCAAGAAGUUAAGGAGUCAAAACAAGCUGCACAUUGUCGGCAGCAUCACAAAGUACUAUUAAUCUUUCUGAUAGUCAAUUCAAAAAAUGUUAGUCUUACAUCCAUAAGCCAGGGAUCAUUUGAAGCUCAAAUAGCUGCCUUGACUUAGCAAGGUGGCAAAGCAACAUCCUCAGGUGUUUCGCAAGAUGAUAAGGAAUAUACAAAGAGAGAUAUUGAGCUCCAUCAAGUAGGCUUUAAGUAUCCAUCUAGACUAGAUAUUCAGAACGUCAUGGUUGUUAGAAAAGGUGGAAAUGGAGGAUGCAUAGUGACUACAAUGUGCAAAGAUUUUUAAUCUUAAAUCAGCUCAUUUGAUGGAAUUGAAAAUCUGAAAGGUUAAAUUGAAGUGGAUUGAGUAGACUGAUUGGUCUUGUCAGUCAAGAAUCAGUUUUGUUCAAUGACUUUAUCCAUGCCAAUGCUGUAGAUGAGGAAGAAAGUGCAAUGAGGUGGAAACCAUAGCUGCAUCAAAGUUUCAUUAGAGACUUACGACAGGACUAUCAUAUCAUGGUAAUACUAUAAGGAUUCCAAUUAUCCAGCGGGCAGAAGAAACGAGUAGCCACUAGAUGUCCAAGAUACUAUUUUAAACAAGGCUACAAAUACUCUCAAAGCUGAAUCUGAACAAAUAAAUCAAGAUGCACUGAACCAAGUGAUGGUGAACCAGGCUACAACUGUCAUGACCUGUCCAUUAUCUAAAGGUGAUCAAAAUAAAAUUAUCAGAGAGAAAGGAGAGCUUGAGAUUUUGAUUGUGAAUUUGCCACCUUGACAAACUGAGAAGGGCCAGUGUUUUUUGCUGCAGAGUUGCAAAUAAUAAUAAGGUCCAGGCAUUUCACAAACAGUUAGGUCACAUGUCAAGCAGAUAUGAAGUUAAUUGCUAUCGCCUAGUGGUGCAAUCAGAUGCAGACAAAUCUGUUACUAGCUUAAUGGAAAUUCAUCUACUAUCAAUGUUCCUGCGCUUCAAUUCUGUAAGAGAGAGAAACUAUAUACCUAGUUAUUAAUCUAAAAGCUAAUGAGGAACAACCAGAAAUUAGAUCUCAGAGUCUUGCAUGUGUUCAACAAAAGAAAAACUCCUAGUACACUCUACAGAGGCACCCUCCCAUAACCAAGUGCAGAGCUAAACCUGAAACAAUGUCUCAGCCUUUCAGGGGUAACAAUAGGUGUGCCUCGUCUACAUAGCAUUGUAGUACCAUGCAGGCAGAGGAGAGAGGACAUUGAGGGAGCAAAAUGUUUUGUUCGCAUGUGACAACGGCCUUGGCCAAUAGAAUUUUACCUGAUGUGGUGUACACUAUUCGCCUUCCCUUUAUAUAAGAGGAAGGAAAACUUGUAUUAAGACAUACAUUAAGAAAAUAGUGCACAAGAAGACUGGCUUGAGCCCGUGGUUUUUCUCUCUGUGUUCCUUUUCACAGAGAGUUUUCCAUGUAAAAACUUGUUGGUUGCUCUCA